AGACUGGCCGCGGCCGCGGCGCGGGGGACGCUGGGAAACUCCCGUCGUCGGCCACCAUCUUGCUCGCCUUUCAGCCGGUGACCGUGGGUCAGAGGAGUUUGGGGCCAUGAAGCUGCUAAGCGGAGCCGGGUCCUUCGCGAGAUUUUAUUCCCUCAAAGUUGCUCCCAAAGUGAAAGCCACGGCUGCCCCUGCAGGAGCGCCUGUGCAUCCUCAGGACCUCGAGUUUACCAAACUGCCAAAUGGUUUAGUGAUUGCGUCUCUGGAAAACUAUGCUCCUGCAUCAAGAAUUGGUUUGUUCGUUAAAGCUGGCAGUAGGUACGAGGACUCGAACAACUUAGGAACCUCUCAUUUGCUUCGUCUUGCGUCUAGUCUGACUACAAAAGGAGCAUCAUCUUUCAAGAUAACCCGUGGAAUUGAAGCAGUCGGUGGUAAAUUAAGUGUGCGGGUCUAUGGUAAGGGGCAUGGAGCAGCCAUCAGCAACAUGCAUCUCCAGAAUGGGGACGUGUUCGCCUUCCCAGCUCCUGCCAGCCACCUCUCUGUGUUCAGUCUGUUUUCACUACCGAGUGUGACUUCAACAAGGGAAAACAUGGCCUACACUGCGGAAUGCCUGCGGGAUGACAUCGAGAUUCUGAUGGAGUUCCUGCUCAAUGUCACCACAGCACCUGAAUUUCGCCGUUGGGAGGUGGCUGCCCUUCAGUCUCAGCUGAGGAUUGACAAAGCUGUGGCUCUUCAGAACCCACAGGCUCAUAUCAUUGAAAAUCUGCAUGCUGCAGCUUACCGAAAUGCCUUGGCUAAUUCCUUGUAUUGUCCUGAUUAUAGGAUUGGAAAAGUGACACCAGAUGAGUUACAUCACUAUGUUCAGAACCAUUUUACAAGUGCAAGAAUGGCUUUGGUUGGACUUGGUGUCAGUCAUGCUGUUCUGAAGCAAGUUGCUGAACGGUUUCUGAACAUGAGGGGUGGGCUUGGUCUAUCAGGUGCAAAGGCCAGAUACCGUGGAGGUGAAAUUCGGGAACAGAAUGGAGACAGUCUUGUUCAUGCUGCCUUUGUAGCAGAGAGUGCUGCCACAGGAAGUGCAGAAGCAAAUGCAUUUAGUGUUCUCCAGCAUGUCCUCGGCGCCGGACCACAUGUCAAGCGGGGCAGCAACGCCACCAGCUCUCUGUACCAAGCUGUUGCCAAGGGGAUGCACCAACCAUUUGACGUUUCUGCUUUUAAUGCCAGUUACUCGGAUUCUGGACUCUUUGGGAUUUAUACUAUCUCGCAGGCUGCAGCUGCUGGAGAUGUUAUCAAGGCUGCCUACAACCAAGUCAAAGCAAUUGCUCAAGGAAACCUUUCCAGCACAGAUGUCCAAGCUGCCAAGAACAAGCUGAAAGCUGGGUACCUAAUGUCAGUGGAGUCUUCUGAAGGUUUCCUGGAUGAAGUCGGGUCUCAGGCUCUCGUUGCUGGCUCCUACGUGCCACCACCCACAGUCCUUCAGCAGAUUGACUCCGUAUCGGACGCUGAUGUCAUAAAUGCUGCAAAGAAGUUUGUUUCUGGCCAGAAGUCAAUGGCAGCGAGUGGAAAUUUGGGACAUACACCUUUUGUUGAUGAGCUGUGAACCGGAAGCACAUUGUAGGAAAGAGCGGGACAUUUUCUCAACCGAGGGCAGCAAACACAUGGAAGUUCCACGUCUGUAAUGUAACAUUUGUCUUGGUUUUCAAUGAGGUGAACUAUCUUAAAAAGUAUAAAUGCAAGAAAUUGUUCCUUACUUACCUAAAGUCAAUAAAAUAUUCUAAGUGUUUCUUGGCAUUUUUCCUAA
This is a messenger RNA of Eptesicus fuscus (big brown bat), 1795 nucleotides long. Its product is annotated as cytochrome b-c1 complex subunit 2, mitochondrial. The coding region runs from base 107 to 1594 and encodes 495 amino acids. Gene Ontology annotation, cellular component: mitochondrion. Gene Ontology annotation, biological process: proteolysis. Gene Ontology annotation, molecular function: metal ion binding; metalloendopeptidase activity. The record is from RefSeq and is a predicted model, not a curated record. Lineage: Eukaryota; Metazoa; Chordata; Mammalia; Chiroptera; Vespertilionidae. The transcript is spliced from 15 exons.